AGGUAGCUUUAUGUGCUACAACAUAAUCCUAUAGCUGUGGUUCAACAACGCAGGUAAACAGACGCGAUGCUGCCAAUCCCCGCUCCGUACCACACCGCUCAGUCUGAGCCUAUCGCUCGUGGAAUGUACAAGUGAGACUCGUGCGCCAGCGCAACUUUGAAGUGUACCUAGUUUUUUUAAAUACACGUCUUAUAUAUCCCCAAAAAAAAUGGAAGCAUCAAGUUCAGAUUCUAUUCCAACAUUAUCUAUUGACGAAGCCUGCUCUGAUGGAUUGCCAAACUACCGCAAACAUCCAUACAAUUGUCAUUCAUACUAUGGUUGUUCAGAAUAUAAAGAUCUCUUCAUGUACAGUUGUGGUGAACACUAUUGGAACGAUGAAUUAAAAUCAUGCGACAUCAAGCCUACUGGUUUUUGUGCAAUAACAUCAACAACAACAUCAACAACAACAGCAACAACACCAACAACAACACCAACAACAACACCAACAACAACACCAACAACAACACCAACAACAACACCAACAACAACACCAACAACAACACCAACAACACCAACAACAACACCAACAACAACACCAACAACAACACCAACAACAACACCAACAACAACACCAACAACAACACCAACAACAACACCAACAACAACACCAACAACAACACCAACAACAACACCAACACCAACAACAACAUCAACACCAACAACAACACCAACACCAACAACAACAUCAACAACAAUCGAAACAACAUCAUCACUAAGAACAACUCAAUCUCCUAUUCCAACACCACCUAUUUGUGACUGGAAAACUGAAUAUUAUUCUUAUCCAUACGAUUGUUCAAAAUACUACGAAUGCCUUGAUUAUAAUCUAUUACUAAAAGAUUGCAAUAAAAACAUGUUUUGGAACGAUGAACUUAAAAGGUGCGAUCACAGCUGGAACGUCGAUUGCUCAUAUACAAUUGCAUAUCCAACAACAACACCACGUUCUAUGGAAUGUUCAGCUGAACAAAACUUUUUUGUACAUCCCAACGAUUGCAAGAAAUAUUAUGAAUGCAAUAACGAUAAUCUUGUAUUAAGAGAGUGCCCAGAGGCUAUGGCUUGGGAUCGGAAAAAGGAGGUGUGCGAUUUUAUUGGAGAUGUAGAUUGUUCUGAUAUAUAAUUUUGAAAAAAGUAAGUGUUAAACUUUAAAUAGGUAAUAAGAAAAAUUAUUUAUAACCAUAUUGAAUUGAUUCUAAAACAUAUUUUAAAAUAAACAUUUUUACUCUUUGGAAUUUAAUAAAAAUUACAUCAAAUUUG
Psylliodes chrysocephalus is the source of this 1290-nucleotide messenger RNA. Lineage: Eukaryota; Metazoa; Arthropoda; Insecta; Coleoptera; Chrysomelidae. The record is from the annotation of a GenBank genome assembly.